CUACCACCCGUUCACCAUCGCAUAUUUCCCCUUCAAUCCCCACCCCUCGAGGCAAUGAUCGCACGGAGUCGAUGUUCCUUCCAGAGGGUACCGAAAUCAUGUCUUUCGGCAUCAGCGUAUCGGAGAGUCACCAGUGGGCGCGUGCGGAUCAAUGUUCCCUCAGCGUAUCCGGUAGUUGAGAACUGUCCUGUGAACACAUGCGAAUGCAGAGCAAUGCCCAGUGGGCUAGACAUCGAUCAGGAAAAGCCUUUAGGUGGGACUAUGCCCGGCUACUCCGAGCAAAUUCUUAUCUCAACCGGUACAAACGAAUGGGGAAGCCGCAUAGAAGAAGAUGAGAACGCCUCGUUCAUCAGGGACCUUAAGAGCUUCCUCACCAGAGGUGGAAAGUAUAUGGAUCCCUUCCAUAACGUUAUGGUCACGAACUCCUCUCUACCAGCUGAUUCAGUUGAGUCAUCGUCCGCAUCAGCGUAUCUUUUGCCCAGCUUCAAGUACGUCUCGCGCAUUCCCGUGAAUAGAACUUCAGUUGAGACGUUCUUGAAAGGGUUCGUUUUACCGGAGCAACUACACGAAAUGCAUAAAGCCCUUACUAUAGAACAAAAAGCCGCGCUUAGGAGAGAUAGUUCGUUGCAGGAAACAUUCUUUGUAAGAGAUGUGGAUGAGAUUCUGAUUUUAAUCUGCGGGCACGGCAAGCGUGACCAACGCUGCGGAAUCCUUGGACCACUACUACAAAAUGAGUUCAAAGAUCAAAUGCGUGCGAGUGGGUUUGAUGUGCUUGAAACGGUAGCACACCAGGACCCAGUCGCGAGAACAAAGUCAGCUCUCCCACCUGUACGUGUCGGCAUGAUCAGUCACAUCGGUGGGCAUAAGUAUGCCGGAAAUGUCGUCAUAUACAUACCGCCAAGCUGGCAGGCAAAUGGUCUCCGAGGCAAGGGCUUAUGGUACGGGCGUGUGACGCCGUAUCAUGUUGAGGGAAUCAUCAAGGCGUCUAUCAUGGAAGGUAAGAUUAUCAAGGAACUUUUCAGGGGUGGUAUCACCGAGCAAAGAGCAAUUUUGAGACUAUAACAAUGUUAGACUAAUUACUUGCACAUAUAUCAGUCGAGUGUAGUGAG
Molecule: messenger RNA, 1109 nt
Organism: Pseudovirgaria hyperparasitica
Lineage: Eukaryota; Fungi; Ascomycota; Dothideomycetes; Acrospermales; Acrospermaceae
Exons: 2
Coding region: 55-1062 (335 amino acids)
Source: RefSeq, a predicted model, not a curated record